CUUUGCUCCCUUUGGGUCAGCCCUGGCUUCGGACUUCCAGGAAGAUUCAUAGGGCUGGUUAAUGACCGACCAGCUCUCGCCCCCUCCUCUCCUGCCCCACAAGCUCUUCGCAGUCCAGCCAUGGGUCCCACCUCGUUCCCUUUCGUCCUCUUGCUCCCCCUGCUCCUUGCUGCACCCGGCGCUGCCCGGCGUCCCCAAAAACGCCCAGCCCCAGAGAAUCCCAUUGACAAGAUUGACGUCCAGGCCAACUUCGAUCUUGGCCAGGUGAGCAGAUGGAUUUGGAAAGGGAAACACAAUUUCUUCUGGGGUUGGAGUGGGGCAAGAUAGCCGAGCUAGAGCUGUCCAAAACUGCCUCUCAAUCAUUGGCUGAGAUGCUGUGAUGUCAUGGAAUGCCCUGCUUCUUUACCCUCCGGGAUGUUUCUAAAGGUGGCUGCAAGAUAUUAAUCGGAGUGUUUUCCUCCCCUGUCGCACCAGCCGGUGCUCCUGGAUCUCACCGGAAGGGUUUUCGUUCAUCCCCUGUUGACAGCAAAUCCUCUUUAAUAUCUGCGUCAGAAGGAAGGUUCCAGAAAGAGCUCUGUCCAAACGUCCCAGAGCAAUCUGGACCCUGUCCCUGCCCUCCUCUCGCAUGAUGGCGUUUCUUACAGCGUUGUGCUUUACCUUUCUGUCUCUGUUUUGCACACCUGGCAGGUGUCAAGCCAGUCACAAAGGCGUCCUCAGUCCUGGGUCCACAGGUGAAGGGGAAGCCAGGUGGGAACUUCCCUCCCAACAACCCCCACCUCUUGAAAAAACACCCCUGAGCUUGUGUGCGUUGUCAAGAACCUCGCUCCAUAAUGUGAUAUUUACACACUGGCGGGAUAUGGCACACCUUGGUUCUCAAAUUCUAAAUUUGAUCCAUGCCAAGUAAUUCCAUUUAGCUUAGAUAAUUUAAAACCACCUGUCACACCCCAUGACAAAGUUUAAAACGCAAGGGACCGAAAAUCUGUUGGUUGUUAAGGUGCUACAAGACUCAAUGCUUUUGCAAGUUGUCUAUGCUUUCCAGUGUGAUUUGGGGCAGAAAAGGCUAACGGGGUGACCUGCAGGUGGUGAUGGACAGCUCCCAUCAUCUCUGACCUUUGCUGGGGUUUAUGGAAGUUGUGGUCCAAAACAGAUGGAGGACAUCAGGUUGGAUAUCCUUGGUUUGGAGGAACGAACAAACGAACUCCCCCAUCCACACAAAUCUUAUUUUUUAAAAUCGCUUAACAAUAUUGUUAGUGUUAUUUACCCUCUCACAUUCAGUGGGCUGUAUCCAACCAAGUUCUACUCAAGAGGAUACACACUGAAAUUAAUGAACUGAAGUCAGACUCAUAUCCAUCCAUUUCAGAGGACCUACUCUGAUGUACACCCCCUCACAUUCUCCACUGGAAAUUUGUUGUUGUUGUUUAGUCAUUUAGUCAUGUCCUCCUCUUCGUGACCCCGUGGACCAGAGCAUGCCAGGCCCUCCUGUCUUCCACUGCCUCCCGCAGUUUGGUCAAACUCAUGUUGAUAGCUUCGAGAACACUGUCCCACCAUCUCAUCCUCUGUCGUCCCCUUCUCCUUGUGCCCUCCAUCUUUCCCAACAUCAGGGUCUUUUCCAGGCAGUCUUCUCUUCUCAUGGGUUGGCCAAAGUAUUGGAGCCUCAGCUUCAGGAUCUGUCCUUCCAGUGAGCACUCAGGGCUGAUUUCCUUCAGAAUGGAGAGGUUGGAUCUUCUUGCAGUCCAUGGGACUCUCAAGAGUCUCCUCCAGCACCAGAAUUCAAAAGCAUCCAUUCUUCAGCGAUCAGUCUUCUUUAUGGUCCAGCUCUCACUUCCAUACAUCACUACUGGGAAAACCAUAGCUUUGACGAUACGGACCUUUGUUGGCAAGGUGAUGUCUCUGCUUUUUAAGAUGCUGUCUAGGUUUGUCGUUGCUUCUCCCCUCCAAGAUUUCUCCGAUGAAAAGAGCGACGUCCUAGGUUGUCCCAAGUUGACUCUCUCUCUCUCCCCUCUUCCAGUUUGCUGGGAAAUGGUUCCUGGUCGGGGUGGCCUCGCAAUGCAGCUACUUGAGUGAAAACAGCCACCGGCUUGAAGCAACCAACCUGGUGGUCUCUGUGGGUGGUGCAAGCUCUCAGGGAUCCUUGUUGGUGAGCACCUUCCGCCCGCUGUGAGUAUCCGAGGAAGCCGGCGGGAUCCGCUGGGCCCAGAUGAAUGGGGUGUAGAGGAAAGGUCAUCCUCUUUGUUGGUCCCCAAGAAUCAUAGAAUGGUAGAGUUGGAAGGGACCCCAAGGUUCCUCUACUCCAACCACCUGCAUUAGAGGAAUCUCAGCGACUGUUGGGAUUUUUCUACUACAUGCCAUUCUGUGCAGCUUCACACAAAGCAAUUAGAAGGUGGCCAAAAGCCAAGGAUGACUGAGCAGAGGAGUUAUUCUGCCUAGAGAUAUGGGAUCUUGGAUACAGCUCUACCAUUGGUUGAUGUUUCACACAGGCAUGAUGACUUAUGACCUUACUGACUGGAUAGUGUUGUUGGUCAGUGUGGUGUUUUGAGAGUCGUUUGGAGUUUGUUAAGAGAGAGCCAGUUAAGAUCCGCAUCUGUUCUUGUACAUAGUAACUUGUAGAGUCUGCUGUUUUUGAUAAUCACCUCUAAGUAACCAAGUUACUGGUAGCAGCGUCUUGUUCUUGCUUCGUCCAUCCUGCCUGCAACUGAUUGAUUUCUGGAACUCUGCGUAUGCUCUGCUAAGGUCUGGCUAAGGUCCUGCAACAGGUCAAAGUUGCAAAACACCAAUAGCUACAACAUCCCUGGCAGAUGGCCAUCCAACCUCUGCUUAAAAACCUCCAAGGAAGGAGAGUCCACCACCUCCCGAGGGAGACCGUUCUACAGUCGAAUAGCUCUUACUGUCAGAAAGUUUUUCCCUGGAGGACUCUGUCUGCCACCUUUGGAGGAAAUCUAGUGAGGUAUAAAUGUGGUAACCCAAAGGAAUGCUCUUUCGAGCAACUAUUACAUGCGCACAUAGAGCCAAUGCCUUUGUUUUUUUCUGCGGAAGGAGGGAUGUGUUUUUCUGGUGCUGGCUGUUCCUAGGCAAACAGCCUAUGGAACAGGAUCCGGCCUGACGUGGACCGGCCGCUGGAAUACUGCCCUGAAUGCUUGGUCUUCUCCUCCAUCUCUGCAGGGACGGCGUCUGUUGGAACAUCCAGCAAACCUACUUCCCCACCAAGAUUCCUGGCAGGUUCCUCUUGAAAGGUGGGCGAGGAUUGGGGUGGUUUUGCCCCUGGGGACCUCCCUCACAUUUCUCCCAGUUCCCCCUUCCCCUGAGCAAUAAUCCUCAGCUUUUCUACUACUGCACGUGUUUCAAGCACUCCCAGUUGAUAUCUCUAGAACACCUACAGCAUGGGUAGGCAACCCAAGGCCCGGGGGCCGAAUCCAGCCCAAUCACCUUCUCAAUCUGGCCCG
Messenger RNA from Podarcis lilfordi (Lilford's wall lizard), 3440 nucleotides. Lineage: Eukaryota; Metazoa; Chordata; Lepidosauria; Squamata; Lacertidae. The record is from the annotation of a GenBank genome assembly.